CCGGUUUGGAGAUGUUUUGGUAUCAGCGAGUGCUUUGUAGGCCUCAUAUUAAUAACAAGGCCGUAUACUCUGAGGACCUCACUGUAUUCUUGCCUCUAGAUCUUCUGUGGAGCUCAGUAAAUGACCAUGAUGUGGGGAAUUCUCCUCUUAUCUCUGGGAGUGGAGGCUGCUUGGUCUGAGCGCUGUACUGCCCCCAUUGGAGUCCGUAAUCUUGCCAAGCAUGGAGUGGUCAGCCAGAGCUCCACCUACGUGGACAGCGUAAGCGCCGCACACAUGGGCCCCGAGCUCGCCAUAGACGGGAAUAAUGACAGUAAGUACAGCCAAGGCUCCUGCUCCCACACCAAGAAGGAAUAUGAGCCAUGGUGGAGCCUGGAUAUGAAGCAUAGCCACCGUAUCGGAACAGUGGUCCUGACCAUCAGGACGGACUGCUGCCAAGAACGUAUGCUGGGAGCCGAGGUCAUGGUCGGUGACUCUCCAAAUGGUGACAACCCAGUAUGCGGAGUCGUCCAGGACGCGUCUCAGGAGACCAUCGCUUUCUGCUGUGAUGGCAUGGUUGGCCGACACGUCACGGUGCGGAUCCCAAGGAGCGAGAAUCAUCUCACGAUGUGUGAAGUGGAGGUUUACGAGUACGUUGAGACCCCCGAUGUCCGCCCCGAGGAGGUUGUGUGGUCUGAAUGAUGUCCUAUGUGCACGAUACAAUAAACGUUCA
This is a messenger RNA of Hyla sarda, 709 nucleotides long. Its product is annotated as fucolectin-1-like. NCBI's taxonomy places the organism in Eukaryota, Metazoa, Chordata, Amphibia, Anura, Hylidae. The transcript is spliced from 3 exons. Bases 121 to 678 code for a protein of 185 amino acids. The record is from RefSeq and is a predicted model, not a curated record.